UGAUCACGAUAUCUAUUGAGUCGUGAUUCACUCACACAAUUAAUUGUCCGCGAGCACCAAGACAGCAGAGGGCAGGCAUAGCACGCAGCACGGCAUACAACGGUCCCACCAAUGCAGGCCUUCUCGGUGGCUCAUUCCUCAUACAUCACCAACACAGACGAAAAACACAUAGCUGGCACCAGCUGCGUGAAGCUAGACGUCACACACGAAACACACACCACCGCAGAACCGCCAGCACAUGCACUAUCUCACUCAGCCGGCCCCUGUGUGGCUGCCUCGGGUGCUGCAUCAUCAGGAAACAGGCCGACAUCAAACCUAUGCGCAUAUCGGCGCAGCUGCCUGCCCGAACGCAGCGCAAACCCGGCCCUCUCUGCCUCCUCUUGGUUGAGCUCCUGGCGUCCAUCCCACAUCAGACGGAUGCCGUGGCAGAGAGAGAGCUCUCUCACUCUCAUCUCGUACUUCGGCAGCCUGUCGCGGAGCUCCCCGCGCAGCCCGGCCCUCCGCACGGUGUGGGUGUGGUCGUGCAUCUGCGCGAAUGUCUGCUUGACAGCGUCCGUGUCUCGGGGCCGCGGGAAGUGGUUGGCGGAUAUGAGCACGUUCGUCAGGUGGGCCUCGGCCGGAGCGACGCACCGGAUGAAGCGAAAGAUGGACGUGAGCUCCUCACGCACCUGAUGACGCACACAGAUACAACCAAUAAGCAACGGAACAUUUGGAUGUCCAUUUGCAAGUGCGUCCGUUUUCCCCUCUUUCCACCUGCGUGAUCUGUUGUGCGUCGUCAGUGAAGGUGUUGGUCUUCACGGCCACCGUGAAUCUCGUGAUCCGUCCAUAGUCGCGCACGAGGGCGGGAGGGGGUGCAAUUACGACUGGCAGCGUGUCCUCCCCCCACCCGUAUCCCAACUGCCCCGCCACCUCCAUCUCGACCUCCUGCAGUGGCGGGUCAUCUGGCCCCCGUCCGGCGGCCAAAUAGGCCAGCAGCUCAGACGCCAUGAUGCCAUCGAUGCACCGAAUGGUGACACGCUCGACGGACGGCAGUCUCGACAAAAAGCCGCUCAGCGGGUUCGGUGUGGACGGGACGAAGAGGCUGUCUGGCGGCGGGUUCGUGUUGCCCACACGGCAGAGCUCGAGGUGCGUGACGGCCGCCAGGGCACCGUCCCCGCCGAGCCACUCAGGGAGUGACGCAAAGGAGAGCUCGUCAGAGUCGGGGUUCUGGUAUGCCACCUCGAGACGCUUGACGUCGCCAAAGGCCAUAUCGCGGAAGAGGGGGCUGAUUGCUGAUGUGUUGUCGCCGU
Vitrella brassicaformis is the source of this 1289-nucleotide messenger RNA. NCBI's taxonomy places the organism in Eukaryota, Vitrellaceae. The record is from the annotation of a GenBank genome assembly.